Molecule: messenger RNA, 3226 nt
Organism: Talpa occidentalis (Iberian mole)
Lineage: Eukaryota; Metazoa; Chordata; Mammalia; Eulipotyphla; Talpidae
Gene: MUL1
Product: mitochondrial E3 ubiquitin protein ligase 1
Exons: 4
Coding region: 39-1097 (352 amino acids)
Biological process (GO): organelle organization; protein ubiquitination
Cellular component (GO): mitochondrion
Molecular function (GO): ubiquitin-protein transferase activity
Source: RefSeq, a predicted model, not a curated record
GUGUCGGCGGGGGCCGCGGAGCUUGAGGCGGCGCAGCCAUGGAGAGCGGGGGGCGGCCGUCGCUGGGCCAGUUCCUCCUGCUGGGGACCAGCUCGGUGGUGACCGCCGUGCUGUACUCCGUGUACCGCCAGAAGGCCCAGGUCGCCCAGGAGCUCAAGGGAGCUAAAAAAAUCCACUUGGGUGAAGACUUAAAGAGUAUUCUCUCAGAAGCUCCAGGAAAAUGCGUGCCUUACGCUGUGAUUGAAGGCGCUGUUCGAUCUGUUAAAGAAACUCUUAACAGCCAGUUCGUGGAGAAUUGCAAGGGGGUGAUUCAGCGGCUGACGCUCCAGGAGCACAAGAUGGUGUGGAACCGCACGACCCACCUGUGGAAUGACUGUUCAAAAAUCAUUCACCAGAGGACCAACACCGUGCCCUUUGACCUGGUGCCGCACGAGGAUGGUGUGGCCGUGGCCGUGCGCGUGCUCAAGCCACUGGACUCGCUCGAUCUGGGCCUUGAGACGGUGUACGAGAAGUUCCACCCCUCGAUCCAGUCCUUCACCGAUGUCAUCGGCCACUACAUCAGCGGCGAGCGGCCCAAAGGCAUCCAGGAGACCGAGGAGAUGCUAAAGGUGGGGGCCACCCUCACAGGGGUGGGUGAGCUGGUCCUGGACAACAACUCGGUCCGCCUGCAGCCCCCAAAGCAGGGCAUGCAGUACUACCUAAGCAGCCAGGACUUUGACAGCCUGUUGCAGAGGCAGGAGUCGAGCGUCAGACUCUGGAAGGUCCUGACACUGGUGUUUGGCUUUGCCACCUGUGCCACUCUCUUCUUUAUCCUCCGAAAGCAGUACCUGCAGCGGCAAGAGCGUCUGCGCCUCAAGCAGUUGGAAGAGGAGUUCCGGGAGCACGAGGCCCAGCUCCUGAGCCAAGCCAAGCCUGAGGACAGGGAGACCCUGAAGAAUGCCUGUGUGGUGUGCCUGAGCAGCUUCAGGUCCUGCGUCUUCCUGGAGUGUGGGCAUAUCUGCUCCUGCACGGAGUGCUACCGUGCCCUGCCUGAGCCCAAGAGGUGCCCCAUCUGCAGGCAGGAUAUCACCAGGGUGGUCCCCUUGUACAAUAGCUAACGGCUUCGGAGCCCAGUCAGACAUGGCGGGAUACCCCGCUCCCUUCAGGGAUUGUUGUCUGGGGCCUUCAGAAGAGCUGUUGUGAGGCAGCUGUUAUCUUCAGGGUGAUUGGAGGAGGGAAGUCGGGGCCUCUCCAGACCUUAUAUCUUCAACAAGAGGGUGUUGCCUUUCCACCCUGGGGGGGCAGUUUUCAGCCCAGAGUGUGGGAUUGAAGCCCCCCUAGAAUGGGUGUGGGGGCAUGGCAUUCCUCCCCAGGAGCCAGAGAAGUGGGUAUGUGACCGAAAACCUCUCAUCUCUUACGUGCCAGAGCCGGUGACCUUCAGCUCUACUACUUCUGUGUCUUCUGGUUCUUUCUGAUGAACUGUUGGUUCCUGUGGACUUGAGCUUGAAUGACUCAGCCAGCAGGGAGGCGAAGUUGCCUUGCAGAGCCACCAUGGAGGAGGGUUCUGUCAUAGUCUUUUGCUUACACCUUAUGGAAAAAUUGUUAGGCUGACCGUGUCACUUGUGUCCCUUUCCCCUCGCCUGCUGGCAGCCUCAGUGUGUGCCAUGUAGGUGAGGACAAAAGAAAGGGAAAUCCAGCCUUCUUCCCCCUGAACAGGUGGGACCCCAGAAGGGACAGCGGCCCCUCGAAGGGCAGCUGGUGAUUCAGCGGUGAAGACAGGGCAGCUUGGCUGCAGCCACCUGGGUCUUCCCUGACCUGAAGGGCAGGCCACUGGAACACACUUCUGGCCACUGGAGCACACUUCUGGCCACUGGAGCACACUUCUGGCUGACUUGGAGCUCGCCCGUCAUGGGGAAGGGGCGGCUCUGGUUUUCCCUGCCUGACGUGAGCUGGAAAGCUGAAGGAAGCAAAAAGGACUCUGCCUCCUGCGUCCUGGCUCCCUCAGUUGCGCCAAGGCUCACCAAGGAGAUGUAACCUGCUUCAACUGAGCAGGGGCCUGGCCCAAUCACCUCCCCUCCCCCCCAAAAAAGUUAGCAUCCCAUGGGUGUAAGCAUAUUGUCCCUGUUCACCCCCUCAGAGAAGUGGGCUCCUCUCUCACCACCGCGGUGCACAGCUCUACCUUCCCUGGCUGUGAAUGAUCAUCCCCAGUCCUCCUUUGUGUGGGGGUGGCGGGGUGUUCUCUGGGGCUGAUGCCAGUUCUGUGCAGUGCCCAGUGUGAAUGGCACACAUUAAACACCUACAACCAAGUGGUCGCCUGCUGCCUCAUCAACAGCAAUUCAGUGGCGGGCUGAGGCUUCUGAGGGAGGGCUCCCGACCCCUGUGACAGUGAACUGGUGACCUGGAGGCCUGUAUGUGUCCUCAGCCUCGAGGUGGUUUGGGGCUCCCCUAGAAGGUGUGCAGCUUGGUGGUGUCUCAGGCUGUCCUGGGGAGCAGGCUGGGCUCACGCCUGGCCUGGCUCUUCUUUGAGAUGUCCCAGUAUCCUCCAAGUGAGGCAGUGAGAUUUCACCUGUGGAGAGACUGGGACAAGGGGAGGGGACGUUCAGUGAGUUACACUGCUGUGUGCUCUUUCAGUCUUCAGUUUAAGUGUGAGUUAAUCCUCACGACCCCGCUGCAGUCGCUCAUGGUGUCUCUGCUUUACAGACCGGAAGUAAGCUAAAGGGCAGGUUCCCUUGCGGGGCAUACUGCUAAUAGGUGGUGAGUCCACAUUUGAACUUCUGAUCCUCCUGCUCACCAGCAGUGGGGCUGACUAAUGCCCUCAGUGCACACAGGAGCACCCCACAAGAUGUUUCCCGGGUUAGUGCAGGAUGCUGCCUGGUGGAGGAACAGGUGGAAGUGAGGCCUCACUUGCCAGUGCUGAGUCCUGUCAUGAGCGAUGAAGACCCUAGCCGGGCGUGGUGGCGCGCGCCUGUAGUCCCAGCUACUUGGGAGGCAGAGGCAGGAGGAUCACUUGAGUCCAGGAGUUCUGGGCUGCAGUGCGCUAUGCCGAUCGGGUGUCCGCACUAAGUUCGGCAUCAAUAUGGUGACCUCCCGGGAGCGGGGGACCACCAGGUUGCCUAAGGAGGGGUGAACCGGCCCAGGUCGGAAACGGAGCAGGUCAAAACUCCCGUGCUGAUCAGUAGUGGGAUCGCGCCUGUGAAUAGCCACUGCACUCCAGCCUGGGCAACAUAGCGAGACCCUGACUCGCAAA